GAAGUCAAUAUCAGUAAUAAAUUUCGUCAAAAACUUUAAAGUUGCAACAGAUUACUGAUCUUCUUACCACUGUUACGGACUUACUAAGCUUCAACGUGAUCGUCUCAUCAUGGCAGGGAAUAGAGCAAGCGUUAUUUUCCGACAGGUGAGUUGGGGUAACCCCAAGAUUUGAUUCAGGGAAGUCGAUCUGUUGCAGCUUUCCUGUUUCCCGGUCGUUCGAGUGAACUGUCUACAUUUGUUUCCAUUCGUGCAAUUUUUCACGUCCAUUUUCAAACGCACAUUAAAACGAUCCAGGUGUUCGAUUUUCUCCCUGUGCUUCAAGAAUUUCCAGGAAACUUAUGCUGCCGUAGAUAUCAACAAAUAUUAACAGACAGCAUGACCCAAAAAGUGGUCGAGUGAAAGGUGAACAGGAUUGGUGAGGAAAAGGGGGCGUGUAUGCGGGACGUGGCUCUCUUUUACCUCCAAGAGGUCAACAUACGGUUUAUCCUCACAAUCCCAAUAUGUUAUCCAGCAAACAUUUGCUGAGAACAAACAAACAUAUCUUUUUUGAGUAGGAUUUUCUUUCCUCUACCAUUUUACACGGAAAAAUAGAGUUCUUAGAUACACAGUUACUGUACAUAGCUGUUUAGUGGGAAAAUUUUUCUGGAGCAGCUACACAUUCUAGGGCCACUGGAGUCCACCUUGUCGGCAUGCUUUGAAGAAAAAGGCAAGACACAAAAGAAUGUAAAUUUUAAGUGGCCCUGUAUUCUGUAGUUUUGCCAUAAUUCUAAUCAUUUAUUGGAGAUAAAGGAUUCAUUUUGUAAGAUGAGUUAGCUAAAUGUUUCCUCUUUUGAUGACCAUUUGUAAUUUUACCUGUUCUUUAGCUAUUUGACUUGGAGUCAUUUACCUACACUUACUUACUGGGAUGUCCUAAGACUAGGGUGGCCGUUCUCAUUGACCCUGUCGACACCCAGGUUUGUGAAAUAUUUAUAAAUAAUUAGAGGUAGUAAGAACCCUGCCAAUUUAAGCGUGGCUGACUCAACCCCCCACCUCCUCCUGCUAAUUCAAACAAGAUCUGAUCUCACUCCGAUUUGACCCCAUUUUACCAGACUCAUACUCACAGUCAGUUAACUUGAACUCCACGUUAACUCAUUAAUUUUACUUUCCCUUUGCUCAAAUUUACUCUGAUUACCUAAACUUUUGGUAAAAACCUCCAUUGAUAAACAUCAAUAUCAGAACAUAAGCUGAUUGAAUUGUCCAAACCUUCAAUCCUAACUGAUACAAACUUGAAAGAAAGGAAACUCUGCAAAAAGUGUUAUGGAAAAUGACAACUUUUUUUGGUGACUUGGGAGUUACAAAGUAACACUGCAAUUUAAAAUCAUACCACCCUGUAAGCUCAUAUAGCAAUUUUAUUUGCAGGUUAAGAGAGACAUAAGAGUAGCAAAAGAAUUGGACCUUAAACUUAUUUACGCAAGUUAGUAAAUGAUAUCAAUAAAUGUUUCAAGACUAUAAUUAAUCUGCCAUUUGCAGAACUGUGCAAGAGAUUCAUUACAUUAUGGUCCAAUAGACUACAAGAAGUCCCUCCUUUUCAGAGAAGCACAAAAAAUAAUUUGUGUGCCUGUUCUUAGAGUUCUGUACAGCAGGCUGACAUCAAUUUCUUUUUUUGCUGAUUUUUUUUAAAAAUUAUUUUCAAUUUAAUUCCAUCAGUGAAUACACAUGUCCAUGCUGAUCAUGUGACAGGAACAGGGAUUCUUAAAAAUCUCACUGGCUGCAAAAGUGUGAUCUCUAAAAUCAGUGGAGCUAUGGCUGAUGUGUUUGUUAAUAAUGGUGACCAAAUCAACUUUGGAGAUCAGGUAGUUUCUCAAUCUUUAUGAUGAAUAUCUCUGACUCAAUUGGUUUACUGGUAAUUCAGAGUUAAAAUGUUGAUUUUUUUUUAUCCAUACUUUAUUGAAAGGCAAAUUUAGGACUGACAUAAAUUAACCUUUGAAUCCCAUGAGAGACCAGGAUGAAAUUUCUCCUUACAAUAUUAAUGCAAUAUCAAGCAGAUAAAUGGUAAGAACAUAGAGUUCAACAUCAACUAGGGUAUUAUUAGCUGAUCCAAUACCAUUAAUUCUCUGAAUUAUUGUAUUAUAAGAAUUGUGUGGGAGACAGUAAGGAGAAUUAUCUAAGAGAUCUUGGGAGUGAAAGGAUUAAUAAACAGACAUUUUAUUUAUUUAUUUUUUACCAUAGGUACUCGAGGUGCGCUCCACUCCAGGGCACACCAAUGGUAUGUUAGAGACUUAGCCAUUGAAACCCUUUUUUCCAUUGCGUUAAUAUUGAAAACAAAAAAAAUUCCACCAACUUCAUCUUGUUUAUAGUGUUUAUGGUGAAUACAAUGGUCUGCUAUUCUGGGACUGAGAGAGAAUUUUAUUAGUAAUCAAUUAAAUAAUUAACAAGCUGCUAAUAAAAAAUCAUCACUUGCCACUCUCAUAAUCAAGCCAUCUCUUCUUCAAAUUAUUGCACCAAAAUUUUGGAUGUGACUGAAAUCAUCCAUACCAAGGGCUUGAAGUCUCCUGAAAAGCUUUACACUUAACUCAGUGGCUUCUGCACUCACUCUCUCUAAAAGUAAUGACCAACCGCUAGCUUGAAUUAAGUAUUAUCAACUGAGUUAAUAACAUAAAUUGACCUCCGCAAAGAAUUUGAAAGCUGACAUUUCUAGAGUUAGCCCUUCAUCAGAGCUCCGACAAAGGGUUAACGUUUGAAAUAUUGGCUUUAAACCUCUUUAUGGCAGCCAAAUUAUGUUAUCCAGUAAACUCAAUUGAUAACACUUAAUUCCCCUUUUUUUACUCUCCCGCCAAUGCAGCACCACAGUUUUUGUAGUCACUUACCCCCUUUAUUCAUUAAUUUUAUUCAUUUAUUCACUACGUGUACAGUUCUAUCAUUGAAUUCAUGCUUUGUAGGUUGUGUGACGUAUGUGGAUCAUACUGGUAGGAUGGCAUUUACUGGUGAUGCCCUUCUGAUAAGAGCUUGCGGAAGAACUGAUUUUCAAGAAGGUAAUCAUGAAGUUGAAUGGGCAAUAUGAAUCAAGUUUUUUUGUAAUUGUUAAAUUAAUCAUAACAGUUUUUGAGCAGGUCUAGAAAAGUUCCACCUAGAAAGAGAGAUAUUUUUAGGAAUUGAAGAAGGGUGUGACUGUAUAUGCACCCAGGUUGAUGCUGUACCCACAAGUAGUCUCCUGUUUCUCAUUGAUGGAAUAUCUGAGGAUCUAAGCAGAAAGUCAUAAGGUCAGCUCCUGUACACUGCAAGAUAACUUAGAACUUGGAAAUUUUGAGUGUAAUUAGCCAGUAGAGUAGACUGAGAUGAUUUUGGUAAGCAAGUGUUUGAAAUAUUUACUUCAUGAAAAUUAUAGCUGCCUUCUUUGGUCUUAACUGCACUGAGCAGAAUGCUGGCAAGAAAAAGAAAUCUGUACCAAAGGGGGUGAACAAUAGUCCAAAGGAGGGAGAGGUCAAAACACCUUUGAGAAACGUUUUCCAAUUGUUUUUAGAAGAACUGCAAUCUCUUUGACCAUCAUUAAGAGUUAAGGACAUGCAUGAGUUAAAUUUGUGUUCUAUAAGUGUAAUUUAGCAAUGUCUAUGGUUACUUUAAUGACUAAUUGUCUCUUUUUCCAGGGAAUCCUGAGACACUGUAUGACUCUGUAAGGAAUCAGAUCCUCUCUUUACCAGAGGACUACAUGUUGUAUCCAGCUCAUGACUAUAAUGGUUUGUUCAAUGUUUGAAAACUAGUGCAGUUUGUUCAAAUGAAAUUUUAGUUGGAAGUUCAGAGCUCAUUAAGGAUUCAUAAAUUUUGAUAUAAUAAUGUCACUUUUCUCUCCGAAACAUGCACUGGUUGAAUCCAGUUUAUUUCUUUGGGUUGACGAAGGAAGAUAUUUCUCAAUUAGUUUUGGUUGCUUCAAUUUUAGGUGUGACAACUACAACUGUUGGAGAGGAGCUAAAGUAUAACCCACGCUUAACCAAAUCUAAGAAAGAGUUUAUGGAAAUCAUGGAACAAUUGGGAUUAACAAGGCCAGCUAGGAUGGGUAACUAAGUCAUUCCUUUGUUUAUUGUUAACAGUUUACAAGCAUGUUUUUAGACAGAUUCCUGGCAAGAGACUAGUGAAAAGAGAACAUAUUCAUUGACCAGCUGGUUGGCUGACUGACUGAUGGAUUGACCUAUUUGACUGCCUGACUGCCUGACAAUUGCCAUGAUUGAAAGAAUAAUUGACUGACUAACCAACCUGAUGCAUGACCAUGUUUGUCAUGCAAAGGCUGGCUGUCUGACUUGCUGACUGGCAGACUGAGGGGCUGGCUGGUUGGCUGAAUGACUGACUGACCGAUUGCCUGACUGCCUGAAUUACUUGCUGAUUGGCUUAAACUGACUGGCUGACUGAGGGGCUGGUUGGCUGACCGGCUGACUGAAUGACUUGCUGAUUUGCUGACUGAGGGGUUUGUUGAUUGGUUGUCUGGCUGACAGGCUGACUGACUUGCUGACUGGAUUAAAUGGAUUGGCUGACUAAGAGGCUUGCUGGCUGGUUGGCAUACUGAAUGAUCCAUUGACAUGUGACUGAUUUAAUGGAAUUUUCUUUUCAUCAACAGAUGAAGCUGUACCUUUAAAUGUCAUGUGUGGCCCAAGCCAACUGGGUGAGUCACGGCAAAGGAUGGACAAGUGACAUUUGAAAACUGUCAUUGGCCAGAACGGUAACCGGUCAAGUCGCCCGAGAGUCAUCUCGCCCGAAGUCAUGUCGCCCGAAACCUGAGUCAUGUUGCCCGAAAUUUUUGUAAUGUCGCCCCCAAAAAAAGUCAAGUCGCCCGAAGAAACGAAUACUAAAAAGAUCAAAAUUUCAGACUGUCAAUAGGCAAUAACGUUGAGAAAUGUUUUAUCGCUAAAGCGCUCUUUGUUUCCGACAACACCAUGAAGAUUCUUAAAGCGUUGUUCGUUCCUAACAACAAAGGGAAGCGUUCUCUGUUUCUAACAAAAAAAUGAAGCGUUGUUCGUUUAAUAUGUACUCGUAUGCUAUUCACGGACAUUUCGUAAGCUUGGGAAACUCUUUCCUGUUUCUUAAAACGCCAUGAAGACUUUGACUUCACAGAAAUCGAUUGUAUGGUCAGAAUUGAAAUAUGUUUGAGUAACGACUCUAAAAGCGUUGUUCAUUUCUAGCGACAGAAGGAAGCGUUGUUCGUUUCUAUAACAACAAAUGCACGGAUGCAGCUUAACAUACAAGUAGAGUUCUGUUGUGUCUAUUUGUGACUUUCUUAACAAUAACACCUGGUAAACGAACGUCGAUUGUCACGUUCGACAAGUCGGUAAAAGGUAAAGCGAGUAACAUACAAAUACAAUUAACUUGUUGCCUUGCGUAAGGUAAGUGUGAUAUUUUUAAGAAAACAGUCUCUUGUUUAUGCUUGUGACUUUUUUCACAGUAUUAGUCUGAUAGCGUCAUUUCCCUCAGGGCCAGAAUAGGCAAAAGUUAUGUUGUUGCGCACUGUUUCCUCUGGCGGUCGCAUAUAUAUUUUGAACCGAUCAAAGUAUAUAUGAAGAGGGUAAAGCUAGCUACAAUACGAAUACGAACUGAUCAAAAUGAGCAUUCAUUUUUUUUUUUUCAGUGCGACGAUUACGGUCGACAUGGCCUUUAACCAAAAUUUCGGGCAAAGUCUUCAUGUCUUUGUUAGAAAUGAAAACUCUCAAAGUUACGAGAAAUGUCCAUGAGAAACGAGUAUAUGCCAAACGAACAACGCUUCAUUUUUUUUUUUGUUAGAAACGGAGAACUCCCUUUGUUGUUAGAAACGAACAACGCUUUUAGAAUCGUUACUCAAACAUAUUUCAAUUCCGAGGAUACGAUCGAUUUCUGUAGUCAAAACAUGGUAUUGUUAAACCGAAACCACGUGAGCAAGAAAGAAUCAAACAAACAACGCUGCCUUUUUUGUUGUUGGAAACGAACAACACUUUAAGAAUCUUCAUGGUGUUGCUAACUUUAGUGAAAAAAACCAACUAUUAACAGUCUAAAAUUCAGAUCUUUUUAGUAUUUGUUUUUCGGGCGACUUGCUUUUUUAGGGGGCGACAUAACUAAAAAUUUCGGGCAACAUAAGGUUUUUGUAAAGUCAAUGAAACCGCCAGUGGCUAGCUAACAGGAACCAUUGCCAUUAAGAUGGUAAAUCAAUGAAUAUAGUGGCCAUUGCCAUUAAGAUGGUAUCUUAACACUAACAAAAUACAUAAUUUUUAACUUAAAUGAAAUAUGCAUCAAUUGGUCAACAGUUCCCUUCCAUAUUGCCCGGCUUGGGCCAAGCAAGUUUAGCAUAAUUUUUAAAACAGAACUCUGUGAAGGAAGCAGCUAAGUUCGCCUUCUUUCACGGAUUAAGGAACAAAUUGCAAGUCUAGAGUCUUAUGUACACUUAGCCUCAAUAGGGC
Pocillopora meandrina is the source of this 6392-nucleotide messenger RNA. The record is from the annotation of a GenBank genome assembly. Lineage: Eukaryota; Metazoa; Cnidaria; Anthozoa; Scleractinia; Pocilloporidae.